GAGGAGGAGGAGACCGGAGUCGGAGGAGCGGGGCGCGGUGGAGAAGCCCGUGGCUUGGCCCCGCGCGCGCGUGCCGCGCGGGGUGCCACGGUGGGUGCUGCGUGCCGUGCUGGGUGUGCGUGUGGGUGCGUGAGUCUUGGCUGCGCGUGUGUGUGUGCGUGUGUGCGCUGCCUGCUCGUGCGCGCGUGUGCGUGCGUGCGCGUGUGUGUGUGCGCGUGUCCCCACCACGCAGGCCACCCCACGUGCCUGCAGUUCACGGAGAACAUGCGUGCGGCGGUGCGUGUCUAUCGCUGGCAGUGCAUCGAGUGCAAGAGCUGCAGCCUCUGCGGGACAUCCGAGAACGACGAGCAGUUGCUGUUCUGCGACGACUGUGACCGGGGCUACCACAUGUACUGCCUCUCCCCGCCCAUGGACGAGCCUCCUGAGGGGAGUUGGAGCUGCCACAUGUGCGUGGAGCAACUGAAGGAGAAAGCCUCGGCAUACCCAGGAAAGGCUUGAGAGCGCCCGCCCGCCCGCCCACGCCGGCCAGCCGGCCCAUCCGUGGACAGUCUGACGUCGGUCCCAGGGGUCAACCCUCCUCCCGGUUGAUGUGCCGUGAGAGGUUCUCGCUCGUGGUCGUGGUGGUGACGUGUCGCGUCGGCUUGCGCUGCAGAGCGCGCUCGCGACCCCCACUCGGCGCAUUCCGUCGCUGCGUCCGGGACCGUUUUGACUCGCGCCGCGAUGGGGGGCCCUGUGUGUGGAAAUGGUGGCGGUCCACCCCCUGCCCUCCCCCCGCCCCAUGUCACCCUGCCCCCCACCCCCUAGCCCCCCCCCCCGGCCCCCCCGGCGCAUUUUUCUGGUGGUUUCCCCCCCCGCGCGUCGUUCGGCGUUGACGUCGCGACGUUCCAACCACGUGCUGGGAGCUUCCCGGUGAACUUAGAACGGUUCCAACCGCGUGCUCGAACGCAAGCGCUGACGUUCACGGGAAACUUUGGAACGUUGGGCAAACGUUGGGCCAACGUUGUACGUUUACUGGAAACCCAGUAAGCAACUGAAAGCAUUCCAACGUUGAGCCGACGUUGGAAUGUCUACUGGGUUCGUCAGGCUCACCGUCUCGCACGCGACCAACUGCCCCAAUUCGUGCCCGACGCUUAAUUGGCCUCGGCACCCUCUGACCUGUGCCCGCGAAAUGCAUUCUGGGAGCAUUGCUUCACCCACAAGGACGUGUGGGUUGACCGACCACCUCUUGGGGCUUCAGAGCUCCUGGGACACACGCGGGGGGGGGGGGGCGAAACGUCGGACGUCGUGGCGAAAUGUCGCGCGCGGGUAUACAGUGCCGUACUGUGUGUAUAGUAGGGCACUGUUUGCUAUUUAAGGACCGCUCUCCGUGACGUUAUUUGUAUAUACACUGCUGUCACCUUCCAUUGCGUGAGUUUUGAGACAAAUGAAUUCGCCGGUCUGUUACUGCGCUGCCCGUGCGUGCGCGUGGGUGGGUGCGUUUGUGUGUGGCAACUCAUGGGGAGCGGUGGCACAGCGGUUAGCGCUACGAACCCAGCGACCCGAGUUCGAUUCCCGCUCACGGCCAACACCGGUGACGAUUAUCUCUGAACCGGUCCUGGGCCUGGUGCGGUGUGUAGUAAACAUCACCACUGGGGAGACAAAGGCGGCCGGGCGUGGUUACUGGCCACCCACCACCCCUCGCGUGCCGUGCCGGCCUUAAUAGGUGCUCGCUAACAGCACUUGCCCCAACAGUCUGUUACAGGCUACACGGGGGGGGGGGGAGAGGAUCUUUGUGCCAACUCAACGAACGAAACGCCACAGAUUGCCAAAUUAAAAGUGUCCGCUCCACAUUAUCGAGUGGCCUCAUCCCCCAGCCACAGCGGGCGGCUCUGCAACCGGCGGCUCCGGGACUUUAUUUAUUUAUUCAGCACCACCGCUGCCAGUCUCCUAUUCACCCGCAGUGCAUUGUGGCUCUUGGAAUAUUGAGUCCAGUUUUUUUUUACCGAAUUCGAACAAAAAAUGUCCCUUCCUCUUCUUCCUCUUCUGCCUCUUCUUCAUCUUUUUCAUCAUGUUGUUUUAGUUGGCGACAUCCCCCCCCCCUGCCCCAGCCACUCUCGCGAGUGAUGCAACGAUUUUACUUCUAUAGUGCGUCGUCGCUUGGCGGUCAAAGCCCGCGACAGGCCACGUUUGAAGAAAUUACCGGUAAUCUAUGGACGGAUUGAAUUACCGAGCGCGCUGCGGGUCACACCGCAGAUAACUGUGCACAAACGUUGGGCCAAUUUUUGGCCAACGGGUCAAAUCGCAUGCCAACAUUGGGCCAACGUUCAAUGCUUACUGGGAAGCCAACGAUGCGCCAACGUUGGGCCAAGAUUCAAUGCUUAUUUGGGAAGCCAACAUUGGCUACAAACAACCACAUGGCAAAAUUGGACCAAGGAUGGCAUGUUUACUAGAUUGGCAUGUUUACUAGAUUUCCAAUAAACACAGAAUGUUGGGCCAACCUUAGUCCGAUGAUUACAACGACAUGUCAACAUUGGCCCAACGUUUUCCCCACCGCAUCUCAACGUUGCCUCGACGUUGGGCGCCUUCACCGGGACUACUGAACCACCGUACACGGUACACGACAUCCCGUUUCGUGUGCUCGAGUCAAAUCGAUCGGCCGUUCAUAACAGAGGUUGUUUUUGGGGUCAGAUCGCGUAAGUAUGAAUGUGUCGUUAAACCCGCCACCGCCCGACGCGGCCAAUUCGUAAGGUUUGUCACGUAAAUGAAACGUUCCAAUUCGUUGCUAGUAGAGCACUAGCCGGUGUGUUGGAGAGUGAACCCACUACAACGUUUACAGUUCGAGUAGCCGUGACGUUUCGUCAGUAAUUACAAAAAGCAGCAUCAUCAGGCGGACAGCCAGGAGUUGUUACUUUCAAAUGUGUGAACUUGUGGCGGGGGGUGAGUAUGGAACCAAACGCAGUGCCAAGCCCCGCAAACACGAUCCCGACGGUCCCCUUCUGCGAUGCAUGCAGUCGCUCGCGCGAUACCCGCUGUACAAUAAAAUAGU
Lethenteron reissneri (Far Eastern brook lamprey) is the source of this 3025-nucleotide messenger RNA. Its product is annotated as zinc finger protein neuro-d4-like. The record is from RefSeq and is a predicted model, not a curated record. Lineage: Eukaryota; Metazoa; Chordata; Hyperoartia; Petromyzontiformes; Petromyzontidae. Gene Ontology annotation, biological process: nervous system development. Gene Ontology annotation, cellular component: nBAF complex.